CAGAAGUAUGUAAAACAUUCUGUUCCAUAAUGCGAGAGGGUGUGAUCUCACUCAAUAAAAGACUGAACAAACUCUACAGCUUCAUUGUUUCAUCAGGAAAGUGUUUUCACACUAGUCUGACUACAACAGGGGAAGCGUUCUGUUUGUCACUGAACAUCAGAGGAUUCUAAACAGAGAAAUUUCAUGGCUUCAACGCUGUCUCUCCACCUCAUGUGCCCAGUGUGUUUGAGUGACUUCAACGAUCCAGUAAGUUUGCCCUGUCAGCAUGUUUUCUGCAAACAGUGUAUUACAAGUCAUUUGGAAUCAAUUGAAGGUGCUCACAAAUGCCCGGAAUGCAGACAAAUCUUCACCAGACAGGAUGUUAAAGGUAACCGAGUUCUGAGAAAUGUUGUGGAUGCCGUACAACAACAGCGCAAGACAAAACAGCAGACUCCAAGGACAGCACAAGAAUUGUUGUGUUCUGAGCAUGAAGAACAACUCAAACUUUUUUGUGAGAAUGAUCAGAGAUUGGUUUGCCUCAUCUGUAAGGAGGGAGAGAAACACCGUGGACAUGAUUUCAAGCCUGUAAAAGAAGCUAUGAAGAUCAGUGAGAAUGUGGUGAGAAAAGCAUUGAGAUUUAUUGUGGAGGACAAUAAACAAGUGGAUGACAUGAUCUUGAUCCAGGUGCUUGAAAUUACAAAAUCUAAGGAAAGGGCCAAAUGUCUUGAGGAAAAGAUGCAUGCUCAGUUUAACAAAAUGCAUGACUUCUUGAGGGAAAAGGAGAAAGAAAUUAUGAGACAGCUCCAGAAGGCAGCCAACAGUGCUGAGAAAUCAAUGCAGCAAAAUGCAUCAUUGUUGACAAAGUUGCAAAUAAAUGGAAAUAAUCAGGUGUCCGUGUUGGAGUCAGGACUAACAAUAUGCCAACCUGAGACGUUUUUACAGUGGUGGAGUGAAGAAGGUUUCCCUUUGGUUGAUAAAAUCACACUCAGUGAGAACAAAGGCAUCGAGUCUGCCUUGGCAUCCAAAUUUAAAUCAAGACUUGAUGGUGCUAAAGUGAUUUAUGACCACUUCACCCUUGGCCCUUAUGAAACUGACCUGCCACUAAUAGUUUGGAGAGACAUGCUAGGCCCUGUCAAACAUGACCUAUCAGAUACGUCUACAAUAGACAAAGAUCUGAAACUGGCAAUCAGAAAAGACAGCCAUCUGCAGUCUCAAGGGGAAGAUUACUUUGCUAAAUUUCAAAACUUUCACAACGGUUAUAAGGACAAUUAUGUGGAGAACAUACAACCUGGUCAGAUGUACUGGGAGGUUGACAUAGGAGUUGAACCAGGAUGGGAACGUGGACUUACAGUUAGAUAUUACCCAAAGGAGAAGAAUAGUUCUCUCUGGCAGACAUUAUUUUCUAAAUAUUUUGAGAACAUAUCUCUUUCAGUGAAAAAUGACCGAUUUUAUGCUGUAAGGGGCAGUGAAGAAACCCUAAUCGUCAGCCAGAUUAUACCCAGGAGAGUUGGGGUUUAUGUAGACAGUGAGAAACGUCAGGUUGUGUUUUGCAAUGCAGACAAAAUGUCUCUCAUUCACACAGUGUGUUGUGGAGAUGAAUAGAUUUAUCUAUAAAUCAAAUCUUCUGUUUGUACACCUGCUUUGGAUUUCUGAGAAUCUGAAAAAUGGUUUGGUUAUCCUAUUCAUUUUUGUAUAAAUUAUUGUUAUAAAUAUGAUGUUUUGAUUUCUAAAAAAAAAAAAAAAGAAAGAAAAUUUAAAUGAAUAAAUAUAAUUUGAAGUGGUAUUUUAUUUCUAUCAUGUAUAAGCCAUAAAGCUUAUAGUAUGAUUAUGAAUAGGGGAUUUGUGAUAUGAUGUUGUAUUUCAUAGUUGAACUGUAUUUGAGAGUGUGAUUUUUUUAUAUGUAUAUAUAAAUGUGUGUAGAAAUGUACUGUGAAAGAGACCUUGCUCUGACAAAUGCUCCUGUAUUAACUGGCAUAUUCAAAAAUGAAAAGGGACGCAACUGACACUGAUAGGUCACAUGAUAAUGACAACAUGGCGAAGUACAUCCGAAUUAAAUUCAAACUACACACAUUCACACUAUAUAGAGCAUACUUUUUUAGCGGUCUUGAAGUAAUUACAUAUUGCUACUCCUAAGUAUACUCAAGAGAGUAUGCGAUUUCGGAUGCAUCCCCAGAGUGUCAUGUUCUGGUUUAUUUUCUGUUCCUGGGACUCUUACGAGUUUGUUUCCUGUUUCCUUUGUUCUCUUGUACUGGUUUGUUGCUGUGGUUACUGAUUAUGUUGUUCACCUGUUUCUUGUUUAGUUCCAUUUGAUCCUGUAUAUUUAUACUCGGUUGAAUUUGCGGUUGUCUGCUUAAUUUCCUGUGCUGUGCUCCUGCUGCCCAGUUUUGUUUUAUUCAUUUAAUAAAUCUGCUGCGAUUAGA
Messenger RNA from Megalobrama amblycephala (Wuchang bream), 2399 nucleotides. Its product is annotated as zinc-binding protein A33. Bases 184 to 1581 code for a protein of 465 amino acids. The transcript has 6 exons. The record is from RefSeq and is a predicted model, not a curated record. Gene Ontology annotation, molecular function: zinc ion binding; protein binding. Lineage: Eukaryota; Metazoa; Chordata; Actinopteri; Cypriniformes; Xenocyprididae.